This is a messenger RNA of Aegilops tauschii subsp. strangulata, 900 nucleotides long. The record is from RefSeq and is a predicted model, not a curated record. NCBI's taxonomy places the organism in Eukaryota, Viridiplantae, Streptophyta, Magnoliopsida, Poales, Poaceae.
GCCGCCACCUCCUCCCGGUCCCUUGCACCACUCCCUGAUCCCUCCUCCGGCCCCAUCCCCGGCCAUCCGUCCCAGUCGCUGCUCUCUCUCGGUUCAGUGAGAUGGGAUCCACUCCCGCAGCCGCCGGUCCAUCCUCACCGUCGACGAACCAUGUCGCCGCCGCACACCACUGCGCCCUCCCCUCACCCUGGCCCCAAGUCAGGUAGUGCGAGGCGGCGCUUCCAGACCGCGAUGGCCGCAACCUUGCCCACUCCGAUCUGGAUCCAUGGUGCACUCCUUCCUCCCUCUGGAUCGAUGGCCGCAGCCUCGCCGAUGGAUCCAGCGCCUGCCGGAGACGAGGGCCGCCAGAUCCGCGACCUGGGAGGCUCCUCCUGUAGGAUACGGGAGCAGCGCGCCGCACCUGUAGUCGUCGGUCCGGGACGAGCGCAGCGGCUCGAGGAAGCCGGCGACAAACGUCGGCGCUCCUCUGCUCCAUCGACCUGGACAGCUGCUACUCCGCCAAAGACGCCGCCUACAGGUACCAGAGGCUGGCCAGCAGAGGACAAGGGCUUCAUGGACAACCAAGGUGCAUGGUGCUUGCAAGCGACGAAUGGAGUUUGUUCGACAUAGGCACGGAGGAGGAGGAGGACAGAGCACCUCUCUUCUUCUAGGUUAGUGAGCAGCAUCAGGAGGAGGAGCUCAAGAACGACCACCAAGAGGCACCACCACAGCAGCAGAUAGCACGUCCAUCUCCACCUCCCUCUCCCUCUGCUCCCAAUCCUUUUUAUUAGAAUAUAUUGAGUACAUUCUGUCAACUUGUGUGUCAGUAAGAAUAUUAUUGCUGUUCAAGUAUAGUAGCUUCUGUCCAAGUGCUCUUCAUCUUGUGUGUCAUCUGCAAGGCAAUCAAGUUAAUUAGAUGUU